AAGAAGAAGGUAAAGACGUUAUGACGACAUCACGUAAACAUGGCUUCUACAAGGAUUAGCUAGCUAGCUACUUUGUAAUUUAACGAGUCUUUUCUGUAGAUUAAGUGUACUGUUGUGCAUGAAAAUGGACAAUACAUUUCACCACGGUCCGCCAGAGAAGCAGCAGCCUCCUGUCUAUCAUGGCGGCUAUGUGGAGACAGCGUACACCGCCAACAGGGCGCCUCCUGAUGCUGCACAGGAGGACCUCACUGCUCCUCGGUGGACAGCCCCCCAGGGAUAUGACGGACACUCUUUCGGAUUCAGGUACGAUUUUCCUCCACCGUCUCCCGUAGCAGGGGGUUUCGGAGCCCCCCACUUGGCUCCUCCAUACGGUUUUGAUCCCUCCGUCCCACCGCCUCCUCUCGGCUGUCCACCACCCGGACACUUCCCGAGUAUCCCCCCUCACGCCCCGGGAAACACAUACAACAGCCCGGGACCAGCGUUUCACACAUAUAACCAGCAUUUCAGACCUGGUCCGCAAACUAACCAGUAUGACUUCCACUCAGCCGUAGAGUCCGGUCAAAAACAGCAGCAGGAAUAUCAGAGUUUCUCUGAGAGAGGAGCUCUGUUCGGCCAUAGCUCGUUUCCUCCUCGGGUUAGGGACAAUGACAGGAGUCUGGAGACAAUUAAACAGCCGCAAGAUGAAACGGCUCUGCAGAGGAAGCAGGAUGAACAGUGGGUUAAACAUUUCUUACAAAACAGAGGCAAGUCUUCCAAGAGCCCACGGACCCAGCAGCCACACCAGCUCAGUGUUCCUGAGCUGAGAGAAGCUCUCUACAGUGCAGCUCAGCUCCUCUCACAGCUGUCUGAGUCCUGUGAGAGCCUCAAGAACAACCUGGAGACUGACUGUGCCUGGACAGACUCUUAUCGACUGGCUUUAAAUGUCAAAACAGAGCUACAGGAGAAACUGAAAGUUCUCAGCGACGGUGAGCGUGUAAGUGGCUUUCAAGCUAAAUUGUCCCGUAUUGCUAAGAGGAGGGCCCGGAGACUGAGGGCCAGGAAACUGCUGGAAAUGGAGGAAAAGGAGAGAGAGGCGCGCAUGGCAGAGAAAGAGGCUGCCAUAGAUAAAUGGAGGAUGAAGCAGAUACAUGAAGUAGAGGAGAAGAAGAAGGAGCAGGAGCUGAAGCUGGCUGCAGACUCUGUUUUGUGUGAGGUGCGAAAGAAGCAGGCAGACGUGAAGAGAAUGCAGGACAUCCUCAGAUCUCUGGAGAAACUGCGCAAACUGAGGAAAGAGGCAGCAUCAAGGAAAGGUAUCUUCACUGACCAAGAAUCUGACGAGGCAUUCAGCAGCCGGCUGGAGAAACUGAGGUCUGUGAUGAAAAAGAGGACAGCUGUGUACUCGGCAGAGGAGAAAGCCUUGAUGGUGAUGCUGGAAGGAGAGCAGGAGGAGGAGCGGAGGAGAGACAUGGAGAAGCGACUGAAGAAGGAGAGGGAGAGGCAGCUGCAGAGAAAACACAAAGUAGACGGCAUGCUGUUUGGAGAUGAGAUUCCAGCUAAUCCUGUCCUGCAGCCCUUCAGAGAAUACUACACCCAGGCCGAGCGCUCACUGCAUUCUUUAGUACAAAUAAGGAGAGAGUGGGACGUGUUUCUGGUGGCAGCGGAUCAUCCUGACGGUACCGUGGUUCCUCAGAACUGGGUCCUGCCAGAUGCCCCGUCAGACCAGGCCUGGGCCUCGGCUCUACUCAGUGCCGACGUCGAGUGUGACGGCCUCUGACUGACUGUGUGUGCUGUUGAGAUGUGGCUGACAAAGAAAACUUGAAUCUUCUGUCACACUUGUUGUCGCUUUGGUAAGGACAGUAAACAGAAUCCCAAGAAAACACCUGCAGAUGGACAUCUGUAGAAAGUGACAUGUUGAACAAGCUUGACAAAUCAAAGGAUUACUAUCAGUUGGGAUUUUUCAUCUGGUUUUUCUAUUUAACAUUUUUAAUGUUGCCCUGGUGUUCAGUUGGGGUUUGAUAACUUCACUUUCCAUUUAGAUUCAGUAGUGGUUAAUUGGGUGGUUAAUUGCUAAGGUUAACAUAACCUUUACAUGAAAAGACCUCUAUUGUUGUGCCAUAAAAGUCACUCUGGCUAGUUUACUUACUCAGGUCCUGGUAACCACUGAGAAUGUAACUACACUUAACUUAUCAUUAACUGAAAGAGACAGUGGCAAAAUACAGUACGUUUUUAAAUCCA
Molecule: messenger RNA, 2214 nt
Organism: Thunnus maccoyii (southern bluefin tuna)
Lineage: Eukaryota; Metazoa; Chordata; Actinopteri; Scombriformes; Scombridae
Gene: pdcd7
Product: programmed cell death 7
Exons: 5
Coding region: 119-1753 (544 amino acids)
Source: RefSeq, a predicted model, not a curated record